UUGCUUUCUUGCCACCGAGAUAAAAUGAAGAAAGCAGCUUUUGUUAAACGAAUGAGAAUGAUAUAAGUUUCUGAUGACCGGAGGAAGACGUGUUCCAAAGUCUUGCAGCAUCCAAGUUUUCGAAUGAUUUAUGCACACACAAUGGUCGAAUGAGACGAGAUUGAUUGUGGUUACUAUGAGAAAAAGGAACCAUGUCCUCUUUGAAGCCUUUAUAGAAACUGGAAGCCAACAAGACUCUGGAUACACUCCUCCCAACUGCAAGUCAAAAAAGGUUAUACAUCUGCAUUCAGGAUAUGAUGGACGAUCAUCACAGUUUUACUCAUGUUUUAGCAGGAGUUGUCAUCAUGUAACAACUGCUAUAACAUGAGUGUACAGUAGUAAAGGUCCAUAUGUUGGAAUGUACUAAUGCUCUUAAAUGCCAAAUAUUACCAAAAAAAAAAAAAAACUAUAAAAUAAAAAUCUGAUAAUUUUUUUUUCCAGAAAAGAUAACAACAACGAAAAAUCAACCAAAGAUGACAAAUGAAGAAACAGUUUUCCUACGAUGUUACGUAAUUUCAAUACUCUGCAUGCGAAAUGCAUGCAGAUCUGGUGUCAUUACCAAUAUGACAUUGCAAGAAUUCAAACUAGCCGAACUAAUUGAAGGCAAAUGGUGUGUGACGGCACCAAAUCAGGAAGUAGAAGAUGAAGUAGAUGAGGAAGAUGAUGUAGACGAGGAAGAUGAUGUAGAUGAGGAAGGUGAAGAAGAAGCACAAGAAAAUUUCAUCUCAUUACCGAACUGCAGACGACCAAGAACCAACUACACCGAUAUGGACUUGGGCCUUCUUAAAACAUUGUUUGAAGGCCUAAUGAAGGAGAAGAUAACAAAGGCCAAGGUAAUGGAAAUCUACAAUCAAAACGUAUCAAUACACCAUUUGUCAUGGAUAAAAUCCGAAAUAUCCAGACACAAAAUAAAUAGAAUGCAUAGUUUGGUUAGGAUAGGGGUAUGCGGGUCAUUAGGACCUUAGUGGAGUGACGUCCCUACCCCAGAAUGUAUAGUUCGGUUAGGAUAGGGGUAUGCGGGUCAUUAGGAUCUUAGCGGAGUGACGUCCCUACCCCAGAAUGCCUAGUUCGGUUAGGAUAGGGGUAUGCGGGUCAUUAGGACCUUAGCGGAGUGACGUCCCUACCCCAGAAUGCAUAGUUCGGUUAGGGUAAUUUGGAUUUUUUAAAAUAAAUAAAUUAAAAAAAAUGAUGAAUGAAACACUUAUUUGAAGUAUUAAUUCAUAUAUAUACUUCUCUUAUGUGUGUAAAAGUUGUGUUAUUUAUUAGCAUGCUGUUCAACAGUUGAUUCAUUUAUUAGCCCUUUCGUUUAUCUUUAUUUUCUUUGUUGUUACCGCCCUUUAUAAUCCGGUCUAAUUAUACAUAUCAUUUACAAUUUAUCUUAGUCACUGCUAUAUUGUUUAUCCCCUAUUGCUAGUUUGUAAAGCUUUUUUAAUCAU
Molecule: messenger RNA, 1475 nt
Organism: Anneissia japonica
Lineage: Eukaryota; Metazoa; Echinodermata; Crinoidea; Comatulida; Comatulidae
Exons: 4
Coding region: 513-1004 (163 amino acids)
Source: RefSeq, a predicted model, not a curated record